CAUUUCUCACAGAAACCCCCACUCUCUCUCAGGCAACGAAGGGAAUCAAUGGCAGCCGUUCCUUCGACCCCACUCCUGAAAGAUGAGCUGGACAUCGUCAUCCCAACCAUCAGAAACCUGGAAUUCUUGGAGAUGUGGAGGCCCUUCUUCCAGCCAUACCAUCUGAUCAUCGUCCAAGAUGGUGACCCAACAAAGACGAUCAAGGUCCCUGAAGGAUUCGAUUACGAGCUCUACAACAGGAACGAUAUCAACCGUAUACUGGGACCCAAGGCGUCGUGUAUCUCUUUCAAGGACUCGGCUUGCCGUUGCUUUGGUUAUAUGGUCUCCAAGAAGAAGUACAUCUACACAAUCGAUGAUGAUUGCUUCGUUGCUAAAGAUCCAUCUGGAAAAGAGAUCAAUGCUCUUGAGCAGCACAUAAAGAACCUUCUCUGCCCUUCCACCCCCUUUUUCUUCAACACUUUGUACGAUCCAUACCGUGAUGGCGCGGACUUUGUUCGUGGGUACCCUUUCAGUCUCCGGGAAGGUGUUCCUACAGCUGUUUCUCAUGGCCUCUGGCUCAACAUCCCCGACUAUGAUGCCCCAACACAGCUAGUCAAGCCUCUCGAGAGAAAUACCAGGUUUGUUGAUGCGGUUCUAACGAUCCCCAAGGGGACUUUGUUCCCAAUGUGCGGGAUGAAUUUGGCAUUCAACCGUGAGCUGAUUGGCCCUGCAAUGUACUUUGGACUGAUGGGUGAUGGUCAACCAAUUGGACGCUACGAUGAUAUGUGGGCAGGCUGGUGCACAAAGCUGAUCUGUGACCACUUGGGUUGGGGGAUCAAGACAGGCCUUCCGUACAUCUGGCACAGCAAAGCGAGCAACCCGUUUGUUAACCUCAAGAAGGAAUACAAUGGGAUCUACUGGCAGGAAGAGCUCAUCCCGUUCUUCCAGCAAGUGGCCCUCCCGAAGGAAUGCACCACUGUUCAGAAAUGUUACAUCGAGCUAUCCAAACAGGUGAAAGCCAAACUUGGGAAGGUGGACCCGUACUUCGUCAAGCUUGCUGAUGCCAUGCUUACAUGGAUCGAAGCUUGGGACGAGCUCAACCCAUCUGGAAAGGCAGCCGGUGAGCUACCAAAUGGGCCCCCUCCUGCCAAGACAAAAUAGAGAACUUUGAUGAACUAUUCUACCCCUUUUAAUUUAAAUCUUUUUGUUAGUUUGGGACUGGUUAUUUUUUAGCUGUAUUUUCUGCGAUUUCUGGGAUAGAAAUUUGAGGUAUUUUUGCAGAUGGGUGGGAUGUAAUCUUAUUUGUAGCUCUUCUUUUUUCCUUCAUUUUGUACUAGUAAUAAGUGGUCUUUUGGGGGAUCAUUAUAGUACUCCUGUUGUGGUAAUUGAUGUAGUGUUGGAUUUGAUUUC
Molecule: messenger RNA, 1389 nt
Organism: Magnolia sinica
Lineage: Eukaryota; Viridiplantae; Streptophyta; Magnoliopsida; Magnoliales; Magnoliaceae
Product: UDP-arabinopyranose mutase 1-like
Exons: 4
Coding region: 49-1140 (363 amino acids)
Biological process (GO): plant-type cell wall biogenesis; UDP-L-arabinose metabolic process
Cellular component (GO): Golgi apparatus; cytosol
Molecular function (GO): UDP-arabinopyranose mutase activity
Source: RefSeq, a predicted model, not a curated record